Rhizopus microsporus ATCC 52813 is the source of this 306-nucleotide messenger RNA. RefSeq lists its product as uncharacterized. NCBI's taxonomy places the organism in Eukaryota, Fungi, Mucoromycota, Mucoromycetes, Mucorales, Rhizopodaceae. The coding region runs from base 1 to 306 and encodes 101 amino acids. Gene Ontology annotation, cellular component: mitochondrion. The transcript is spliced from 3 exons. The record is from RefSeq and is a predicted model, not a curated record.
AUGCUUUACUCCGUAGUCCGCUUUCAAAAGGCACCACCUGUACCUCGUUUUUUCAAAGAAGGACUCACACUAGAUCACUUUCUUCUUCGAGCACAAGUCAUUUCACUUUAUCGACAGAUUGUCAGAUGCACCAAAGGCAUGGAUAAGUCCAAUGCCAAAGAGAUCAUUCAGUGGGCAAGAGCCGAUUUUGAACGACAUCGUCAUGAGACCAACAUUGACAAUAUCAAGUCACUGAUAUCCUCAGGGAAACAUCAAAUGCACACCCUUCAAAACUCUGUUUCUUUAGCUCAUGUCAGCAAGAAAUAA